Molecule: messenger RNA, 1432 nt
Organism: Xyrauchen texanus (razorback sucker)
Lineage: Eukaryota; Metazoa; Chordata; Actinopteri; Cypriniformes; Catostomidae
Gene: hebp2
Product: heme binding protein 2
Exons: 5
Coding region: 166-735 (189 amino acids)
Cellular component (GO): cytoplasm
Source: RefSeq, a predicted model, not a curated record
UGUCAGCGUUACUUAAGCUAGUGGUUGUUACGUAGCGCUUGUAGUCGCAUCUUCUUUUUGUAGAAGUUAUAAAACGUCUGUCUGUGACGGAUAAAUAAAUACUGCUCUGUCAUUUGAGUUUUUGGACAAUUUCUGCAACUCAGCUGCAGACUGUUUUGAGUCGAGAUGCUUAAAGCCAUCGGACAAACUCUGUUUUCUUCUGGACUACAGCACCCAAAGUUCACUCCCCAAGAAAGUAAGGGUGACUAUGAGGUCCGUACUUACCAUGCAACAAACUGGGUGAGCACAGCUGUCCCUGGCAUGGAGCAGGACACGGCCUUGAGCACAGGCUUUAGAAGACUCUUUAAAUACAUCCAGGGAACCAAUGAAAAGAAGAGUAAGGUGGAGAUGACUGCACCAGUUAGCUGUAUGAUUGACCCUGGGGCAGGACCUGCCUGUGAAAGCACCUUCACAGUGUCCUUCUACAUUCCUGAAGAACAUCAGGCUGACCCACCCAAACCCUCAGAUUCAGAGGUUUUCAUUGAGAACAGAAAAGAGCUCACAGUGUUUGUGAGGACAUAUGGGGGCUAUGCUAAUAGUGAAAACAGUCAAGAGGAGAUUCUGAAACUAAUGGAGAGCCUCAAGAAGGAUGGGAUGAAAUUCAAGGAGUCCCCAUACUACAGGGCUGGGUAUGACAGCCCCUUCAAACUGACCAACCGCAGGAAUGAGGUCUGGCUAAUCAAAGAUGAGGAAUAAAAAGCAUAAGAGAAAAGAAAUGGUCAUUCCACACAGUGUCUGAAGUAAGGAAAAGGAGGUCAAUUUUUGCUUAACAUCAUAGUGUAGAUACUUUUUUGUUUACUGUGUACCACAAGUGCCUGAAAUUUUGCUAUGUAAAUUUAACACUGAUGGUAUAUCCUAUUAAUAUAAUUUACAGCAAAAUUAACACUUUGUGUUACCUGCAAUUUACCAUAAAAUGAAAAUUUGAUGAGCAUGUUGAAAUAAUUUCUAAUAUAAUAAUAAUAUAAUAAUAAUAUAUUUUUAAUUCUCAAAGUCUUAUCACCUGUUAAUCUGUAAAAGUACAUCUGUGCCUACAUCACAGCAGGAUGGAUCUUGAGGUCUUUGAUUCUCAUAUUUGACAAUAAUGAUCCCAAGGAGGCUCAAGCGCUGUGUAGCAUUACUGAAUCACUAACUUUUUAUUUAUGUGAAACAUCGGUGUAUAAUGUCAUCUGUUUUUGUCUUUUUACUACACUAAAUAUUGAAUAAUAAAAAUAAAGGGAACGAUAACAGUGUGUUAAACUGAUACUGGCCUUUAUGUACUUUGGUACGUGGCCAUGAUUUGACUUAAAUAGAAUAUGUACACCAUUUUAAUAAAAGUCUCAUUUAGUAGACUGUAUAUGUACUCUGCUGAAUAAUGAUAUCCCCCCCAAAACUGAUGAAUAAAGCAUUUUACUUG